AUGUUUGUGACAGACAGAAGGUCUGUUUCAGACACAGCAGAGGAGUGGGGUAAAGGCAGAGCAUGUGUCAAAAUCUCUGAAGGGCAAUGCUGUGUGAGUGGUUUUGGUGGGAUCGGCUGUGGUUGCCUGUGAAUGUCACAUGGGCGGAUCUGGAGGAUAAAGAAGGACAGGUUUACGCUCAUGUGUCUCACCUGUAUAUGAUUUUACCCCUUGCUGUCCUGCUGCUGGGCCUCAGAGUGCUGUAUGAGAGACUUUUUGCUCCACCCAUUGCUGCAGCCCUCGGCGUGAAAGAUAAAAUCCGCCUGAGAGCAUCAAAUAAUCCCACACUGGACUGCUAUAAAACACACUCGAAACAUCCAUCACAGUUUGAAGUCAGAGGGCUCAGUAAGAAGUUGAGCUGGUCAGAGCGUCAGGUUGAACAAUGGUUUCGCAGGAGGAGGAAUCAGGACAGACCUGGAGUGCUGAAGAAGUUCAGGGAAGCCAGUUGGAGGUUUGGGUUUUAUCUCUGCUCGUUCCUCGGAGGUCUUGUGGCUUUACAUGACAAACCCUGGUUUUAUGAUUUACAUGAAGUGUUCGUGGGAUUCCCGAAACAGACCCUGCUGGACUCGCAAUACUGGUAUUACGUGAUUGAGAUGAGCUUUUACGGCUCCCUUAUAUUUAGUGUAGCUGUGGAUGUCAAACGUAAGGAUUUUAAAGAGCAGUUGGUUCAUCACUGGGCCACUUUAACGCUGUUGUCGUUCUCGUGGUGUGCGAAUUACAUCCGUAUCGGGACUCUGGUGAUGCUGGUGCACGACGCUGCUGAUGUUUUAUUAGAGUUGGGGAAGGUGUUUAAUUACGCUGGAUGGAAGUUUACCUGCAACAUCCUCUUCAUCCUCUUCACCGUGACCUUCAUGAUCACCAGGCUGGUCAUCUUCCCUUUCUGGUUGAUCCACUGCACCUGGGUUUAUUCUCUGGAAGAGUAUCAGCCUUUUUUUGGAUAUUAUUUCUUCAACACUAUUCUGGUGGUCCUGCUGCUCCUGCACGUCUUCUGGGCGUCGCUCAUCCUGCGCAUGGCCAUAAAACUGGUGCUUGGUGAAAUGAAAGGUGAUGAGCGAAGUGAUGAAGAAGAGGAGAGUCAGGACGAAGCACAAAACCACAACCAUACACACUGUGACGGUUCUGCUAACGGAUUCUCCAACGGUCACUGAGUCAGAACCGGACCUCGGGCCGAGACGACACAUGAGGAUGUUGAUUUAACUUUAUGUCGUGCACAAAAACUGUUGCUGACAAACGCGAGACUUUCAGAAUCUUUUAUUGUCAAAAAAAGACUUUAACAAAGUUCGGAAUUUCCUCUGCAGUGAAUCUGAAACAUCUGGAUUUACAUCUGACUGUUAUGUGAUGGCAAAACUUUAAUUUAAGGUUUAGUAAUAAAUGAUUUAUAAUCAGGUAUAGUGUGUAGUUUAAUCAGAAAUAUAUUAAUAAUAAUCGAUUGUAUAUAUAAUAAAUUAGACUUGAACUAAAUAUUAAUCAGUUCAGAAAGUAUUUAUUUUUAUGAUUUUAUUAGUAAACAUUUAUUAUUGACUUAUAACUGGGUUAUUUACAGAAACCUUAAAUUAAAGAUUUACAAAAUAAUUACAGAAUAAAAAAGUCAUGGAUAAAUUUAUAUUAAAGUUAAUUUCUCUACUUAACGGCAGAUCAACACGUGAGGGACGUGCCGUUACGGAAAAUCAUCAACCCCUGGGUGGUGAUGUAAUUGAUUAAAUCCGGAGGGAAUUCUGGUGUAUUUCAUCAUUCUUCAUAUAAUAAACACAUUUCGAAUUGAA
Silurus meridionalis is the source of this 1802-nucleotide messenger RNA. It is a transcript of the gene cers3b, whose product is annotated as ceramide synthase 3b. Gene Ontology annotation, molecular function: sphingosine N-acyltransferase activity; DNA binding. NCBI's taxonomy places the organism in Eukaryota, Metazoa, Chordata, Actinopteri, Siluriformes, Siluridae. The record is from RefSeq and is a predicted model, not a curated record. Gene Ontology annotation, biological process: ceramide biosynthetic process. Gene Ontology annotation, cellular component: membrane.